AUGAACCGGGACGCAGAGCCGCCCGUCUUCCGAUCCAAUCUCAUCCACGGACCCGCCCGCCGUGGCAGCCACUAUGCAUCACCGCCGCCCUCGCCGCGCCCGCAACACGGCCAGAAACCAAUCGUCCAGACGAGCGCCCUCCUGCAGCUGCCUGCCGAGAUCAGGAUCCUCAUCCUCGUCGCCGCCUUUGGCGACCGCACCAUCCACGCCGAUCUCGACCUGGUGAGCACGCCCGCCACCAGCCGCGCACGUCCGCAAACACCGCCCAACGGCCUCGUUCCGCCGCGGCCAGACCUCGUCGACCUCGCCAGCACCGACCUCGCGUGGAAGCCGACGGGCCACCUCUGCCACCGGCGGUGCUUCGACGCCCGCCGCGCGCCCGCCGCGCUGCCCGCGCCGCUCUUCGUCGUCGACCGCGACCGCUGCUUCACCGGCGGCGCGGCCCUGUGCGGCCUCCCCGCGGCCGGGCUCGCCUCGUGCCGCGUCGGCGCGCUCGGCUGGCUUCUCGCCUGCCGCCAGGCGCACGCCGAGGGCGUCGACGUGCUCUACCGCCGCAACACGUUUCGCCUCAACGAGUCGUUUGCGCUCGAGAACAUGGCCCGCAUCGCGCCCGCAACCAGCAGCCGCGCCGCCAUCGCCCGCCUCUCGCUGUCGCUCACCAUGGGCCGCCCCCGCGUCGCCUCGGACCGCGUCGUCUACCCGCGCCCGCACGACGCCGUCGAGCACCUCCCCCACCUCCUGUCGCUGCUGCCCGACGCCUUUCCGUGUCUCACCCGCCUGCACCUCGUCCUGGCCGGCGAGAUGUGGCCCGCCACCCAGCUGUCGGCGUACUGCGCGCCGUCCGUCGUGCUGCACGCCCGCGUCGCCGGCAUGCUGGCGCAGCUCGAGGGCUUGAUGCGGUGCUGGCGCCGCACCCUGCAGCACUGCGAGGUGGCCUUUGACAGCAGCAUCUACUUUCCCUGGCUGCAGGUCGAGAGGGGUCUCCAGAUUGACUUCAAGGACUAUGCAGACUUUGAGCAGUGUCCGUACACCGUCUGGCGGCCGCUGCCCCCGGACACACAGGAAGCGAAGAGCAGCCCGACGGACCACCGCCCGCUGGCUGGGUAUUGGGUUUCCUUGGAUGCCUGGGACGCUAUUCCGUGGUCCGUCAUGACGGAUUUGUACGGAACGGGGCCAUGGUAA
This is a messenger RNA of Cordyceps militaris CM01, 1182 nucleotides long. RefSeq lists its product as uncharacterized. Bases 1 to 1182 code for a protein of 393 amino acids. Lineage: Eukaryota; Fungi; Ascomycota; Sordariomycetes; Hypocreales; Cordycipitaceae. The transcript has a single exon. The record is from RefSeq and is a predicted model, not a curated record.